Batrachochytrium dendrobatidis JAM81 is the source of this 2160-nucleotide messenger RNA. RefSeq lists its product as uncharacterized. Bases 1 to 2160 code for a protein of 719 amino acids. The record is from RefSeq and is a predicted model, not a curated record. The transcript has 12 exons. Lineage: Eukaryota; Fungi; Chytridiomycota; Chytridiomycetes; Rhizophydiales.
AUGACGAUCAAACCUUCACACCAAUCCGCACCAUUCAUUACAGCUUCCAGUUCUUCUUCUCAUAAACAUUCCUCAGCCAAUAUAUCUUCAGUAUUAGAUCAAGCUGACAUUUAUUCCAGCAGAAAAUCGCAUGUUUUUACUGCUGAAUCAGAAAAUCAUCCAUCGAUUGCUACAAUUGGCAGUUCAUCAUACGCCGUUUUUAGAAAACUACGCUCUCUAGUACCAGAAUGUGCUUCUCUUUCUGAUACAGAACUUGUUAAAGUGGCUUCACAAACUAGCGAUGAAAUGAUGCUGGCAAAACAAAAGGUUUUGGCAUUCACGUUUCAAAGUCUUGGUAUCGAGUCGGUACGACAUUUACUUGAAACUAGAAAGCUUGAAAGGAGGCAAUACAUCAAAUCUAAUUUGACUGAAAGUGAGAGAAAGGCAAAGGAGGAUGUAUUCAGAGCAGUAUUUAAUCAACUAGUAUCAAAGGAGCUGAGUAAUCUAUCAUUCGAGCCUUCUUUGACCAGCUCAUCCAUACUAUCUAGCAAAAUUAAUUAUAUUAAAGUCUUGACCUUUUUGGUAGAUGCGAUCCAACGUAUCUCAUACAAAGCCUCUUCCUCAGUCUCCAAACCAUCCAUUAAAAAGGCUUUUUCUACGUCAUCGCUACGUGAAAAGGCGGGAAAUAGUACCGCAAGAUCAAACCUGGCUUCUACAGAAAAACAAUCCAUUUUGCAAACAGUUAAUGUUAAAAAUCAAACUUCUGGUACGAAUGGUCGACUUACAUCCAUCGCUUCAAUGUCUAAUAUCACUGAAAAGCACCCGCUAGAAAUUUCUGAUUCGGUACUAUCUAUUGCUCGAGAAGCCAAUAGACAAAAUAGUUCAUCAAAAACAUCAACCUCUGGUACGCUUAAAGCAGACAAAACUGAUAUUGGCUAUUUUGAAGAAAAGAACCGACUUCUUUCUAGCCAGUCGCGCGAGUUAAAGCAAGAGAUGGAUCAACUCAAAAAAGCGUAUACCAAACUACAAGCUGAAUAUACUGCUUUAAAAGAUCUGUAUGAUAGUGCUACAAAAGAAGCAACCGUUACAGAUGUAAAGUUGGAUCCAAGUGCAGUGCUGUCAUCAUUAAAUAGACGGCGAAUCAUGCUGCUUAAAUCUCAAAAUAUUCAACUGUUUCGCCAAGUAGACCUAUACAAGAACGAGAUUGUCUCUCGUGAAGAAUCAGUGUAUGACGUUUCUGGAGCAGCAAAAAAAAUCCAGACUAAGCUCAAAGAACUGUUUUCUGGCCAGGAGUUUCUCAAGGAAAAGGAAAAAAAGAGUCAGUUUAUGGAAUGUCUUGGAAUGCUUGAGUCCAUGUACAAGCAUUCCACUCGGCAUGUUCGAGAUCACUUGGAUCCAGACCAAGAAUCUAGAUCCACGAGCUUUCGAUUUGUAUCUGCAUUUGUGUCUUCAAAAGGAUUACUUUUAGAAAACUCCAAGAAUCUUACCAUUGAUGAUAUUUCGAGUGGUGGCAUCGGACAUAUCAAUCUGCGUCAUGUAUCCCGGUUAGAAAAUGAAAUGCACACACUUUAUGGUGAACUGACUAAACUCGACAAAUGUAUCUCAACUGCUGUUACUCCAAAUAUAUCUUCAAUUAUCGAGAAACAUGUUUUGAACACCUUACAAUCUGCGUUGAAUCAAACCAUGGUUGUCGCAGAGGGAUUGUUUAGUCUUCAGCUUUUAAUUCCCGCGCCGCCACUUCCGAAACUGGAUAAAGUUUUGAAGGAUCCAGGGGAACGACCGCCAACUUUGAAAGCAAUUGUUGACUGUCUGCCUGUUUCUACAAAGACUAAACUGCAAGAGCCACUUUUACUAUUGGAAAAGUCAUUGGCUACCGAACAGAAACUGCAUUCUAUUGAACUGGAUGCUCUUAAAAAGGAACUCAAGUUCCAUCAAGACGUGUAUUCCAAAUACAACAUCAUGAUCUCCGAAGUAGUACAGAAACUAGAUAGCAGGCGUAAACAUAUUGCCAAACUUUUAAUAGAAAGUGUGACACCACUUGCAGAUCUUCAGCAAAAACUUGGAUCGCUUGAACUUACUCGUGAGGCUGUAACUGUAUUUUUGGAAGACUUUGAAUCCACAUUGACGAUGGUCAUGAAACGCAUUACUGAGUUGGAGAAUAUUGGGUCUGAUGAUAAAUAG